Molecule: messenger RNA, 1077 nt
Organism: Gryllus bimaculatus (two-spotted cricket)
Lineage: Eukaryota; Metazoa; Arthropoda; Insecta; Orthoptera; Gryllidae
Source: the annotation of a GenBank genome assembly
AUGUUUUGCCGAAGUGCAGCAAAUUCUGCUCGGCCGACGGGUCGUCACUCGCCGGGGAACGGCGCGCUCAACUUCCCUGCGAAGGAGCGCGUCUCGCCCGGCGAAAGACUUGCUUUCGAAUGCAUAGGUCACGUGGACCUCGCCUUUAUAACAGAGUGUACAGAGCCAGUGGGUGGGUUCGCCGCACCCGCUGUUGAUCUCCCGCGCCGAGAAGAGAGAGAGAGAGAGACGAGAGAGAGAGAGAGAGAGAGAGAAGUUAUUACGCAUGGCGGGACGCUGAGGCCGGGGAUUGGAUUCGCCCUCAGCUCUGCGCCCGCGAUCUUCAGCGGGCAGCUAAAAGAAUACUACUGGAUGGAAAUGAAUCGCACAUGCCCUUGUCCGUUUGUGGACUGGCGUAUCGAGCCCUGCGCGGUGGGGGAAGGCCCAGAGCGGCCGUGCGUCGUCAGUUGUCGGGGAGGCUUCGCCGCGCCCGGUCCAUUCCCUGCCCGGCGCGUUCGGGCGCCGUCGGCCGCCGCGAAUUGCGGUGAAUCGUUUUCAGCGGAACACCAGCUGCCGCGAAUCGGGUGUUAUCACAGAAGGCUCCGCUCCGGCGCAGUGUUUGUGUUGGGGAGUGAAUUGGCGAGCCGUGUGCAGGAUGCGGAGGCCUUGAGGAGCAGAGGCGCGCAGGGGGCCAUGACGGGCCUGCUGCUCCUCGCCGUCCUCGCCGCGUUUGCCGCCCUGGCAGGGUCUGGACGGAACGAUCCGCGUUUGAAGACGUCCGAAGGAAAGUUGUUCUGGACUUACCAGUGUGCGGAUGACGCCACCGGCCCGAAACGGAAUUGUCUGUUUCGUCCCGAGGUGCGCGCAACCCACACACGCUGCUGCCUGUCCGGGGCCUGUCCGGCCCAUACCAACCCCCGACACACGAGCGGCGCAAAAUGUCACGUCCGUUGCUCGAUAGGCCGCAAGGAUACGAUUAGCGCGCAACGGGUGUCAUUUGUCCUGGUAUUUGCUAGCAAGCGUGGAUCCCGCGGCAUAGAGCAAGGCGACGGACCGACUAUUGCUGGUGUCCAACAGCCGGGAAGAAGAGAAUCUUAA